AUGGGGGGGCUCUCCCUGGACCUUCCCGAGCAGCUAGCCUUCUACGGCUCCUACCACAACCAUCCCCUCAACCAGCUCAUCCACUUCUUCUGCGUGCCAGCUAUAUUAUGGUCUUGCUUCGUGUGGCUAAGUGCGGCUGGGCCGCUGCUGCCCGUACCCGCUUUGGCGCCUCCCACUUGGCUGGGCCCUGCCUGGGCCGCCGCACUUCAGCCCACCAACCCAGCCUUUCUGCUCGUGGCCGCCUACAGCGCCUUCUACCUGGCGCUGGACCUUUUCGCGGGGACCACCUGGGCGCUGGUGGUGGGGCUGCCGCUGGCCUGGACAGCCACAGCCUUCACCGCUGCCAUUCCCCGGGCGUGGGCGUGGGCGCUGAGUGUUCACGUGCUCGGGUGGUACAUGCAGAUACAUCCGGGGCAUGCGGUUCUGGAGCGGCGCAAGCCGGCACUGAUGGAUAGCUUGGUGCAGGCCUUCGCCCUGGCGCCGCUCUUCGUGUGGUUCGAGGCGCUGUUCCUGCUUGGCUACAGGCCAGCGCUGCGGGAGCAGCUCAAGCGGCGGGUGGCGCAGCUGAUCGCGGACAUGGAUGCCCGGCGGCAACCUCUGACCUCGAGCAACUAG
Molecule: messenger RNA, 615 nt
Organism: Volvox carteri f. nagariensis
Lineage: Eukaryota; Viridiplantae; Chlorophyta; Chlorophyceae; Chlamydomonadales; Volvocaceae
Exons: 2
Coding region: 1-615 (204 amino acids)
Biological process (GO): sphingoid catabolic process
Cellular component (GO): endoplasmic reticulum
Source: RefSeq, a predicted model, not a curated record